UUCUGAAGACUUUGCAUCUAUCGCCGGAGUGACUUCACCUGUUGGUAUGGUUGUUAGUGACUCACUUUCCAUAGGUAAGCUUAUUCAUACAACGGCGCUAACUUUCUGCCGUCAGAGCUUAUACAUGACCCUUAUUGUCAUCUCUGCCUCAUCGGUUUCCAAUGCCUUAUUAUUUAGUUGUUGCCCUCAGUUCCGCGCCCCCACCAUCAACCCCCUCAGGCUGUCCCGUCCUUCACCACGUACUGCCACAGGCUUCCUGCAGAGUUGCCAACGGCACCACAUCCUGCCUCACAUGCACGCACACACAGGAGCUCACUCAGUGUGUCGCCUGGACGUGGCUGAGGUGUGAGUUUUCCCGCAAGUGGUCUGUGUGGGCAAAGUGAGCCCCAAGCAUCUGUUAUAUCGCACACAGACAUGUGACGCACGUGCAGCGCGAAGCCACCGCUAAGACAUGCAGGCUCGUACUCGUGACGGCACCUGUAGAACUGUGGGGUGUUUUUAAGGUCGCCAUGACGGUAAGCGAGCAGGACACUGAAAGCCUCCUGCCGCGUCAUGAAGAAGACGACAGCAGUGAUGGUGAUGACACCGGCGGGCGUCGGGAAGGAGAGCCGCCCUACCGCAACCAGCAAUGCCGGGUGAGCGUGGAGCCUGCGGUGCUUGUGACGGUAUUCGGGCUGGGCCUGGACCUGGUGUUUCAUGAUAAACUGUGGCUGCAAAAGAUCUGUGAGGUGCACUUUGGCUUUGGCGAGAAGGUGUGCAGCACACUGGAGGACGGCAGCCACCCGGAGGAGGAGGAGGCGGUGCAACAGUUAGCCACCCGCUACCGCAUGUACGCUAAGGUGGUGGAGCAGGGGCUCGGGCUGGUGAUGGUGGUGGUGAUGAGCGUAUACAGUGAUGUCCUCGACCGGCGGCUCCCCCUGCUGUGGUGCCACGCUGGCUUCCUGCUGAUGGCGCUCAUCUCGGCGGUCAACGUGUACUGGUGGUGGCUGCCCCCUGAGAUGCUCUUGCUGAACUACGUGAUGCUGGGGGCGGGGGGCGGCACGCUCGUCCUGUACAUGGGCGUGGAAGCCUACGUGAGCGCUGUCUCUGAGGAACGACACCGCACCACGAGGCUGGCGGUGUUGAAGGUGAUGGCGUUGGUAGGCAGGAUACUUGGCCCGGCCGUGGCAAUGCUCUUGUUCCACAGCGGUGGCUACCUGGCUGUGUUCGGCACGCAGAGCCUCGCCUUCAUCGCCAGUAUCGUUUACGUGCUGCUGAUGCUGGAGAGGCGCCCCGGGGAAGGCCCCUCCAUAGCCACGCAGCAGCAGCAGGCGGUGAUGUCCCUGGCCAACCUGAAGAGCACAGUUUUGGUGGUGUGCCAUGCUCGGGGGCAGAACAGCAGGCGACGCAUUCUGGCUCACAUGUGUAUUGUGUGGAUGGGACUCUUUUCACUUGGGUCGUUGAGUUUCCUGUUCUUCUGUGUCCAGAAUAGAUUCCACUGGAGCUACAAGACCUUCACCCUGUGGUCCGUCAUCGACGUGAUAGUAUCCUUACUGGGUCUGCUGGUGGCGGUGCCGGCCAUCAGCUACAUAUGCCGGGCGAGGGACGGCGUGCUGGGCCUCCUCGGAUCCUUCUCGCUCCUUUUCAAGAAUGUGCUCCUCGCUACCGCCCCGAGAGCCUGGGUCCUCUACCUUGGUUCAGCAGCAGGCGUGUGCGGGGAGGUGGUAGGCGUGGCAUCGCGGGGAGCCAUCUCCAAGCUGGUGGAGAAGCGGCACCUCGGGGCUGUGUUCGGCAUGCUAGCAGUGGGGGAAGGUCUCGUGCCUGUCCUGUCCGCCAUUGUGUUCGCUUCUCUCUACGCAACAACCUACGCUGUCUUUCCCGGAACAGUGUUCGUCCUUAGCGCCUUCUGCUGCGUCCUAAUGAGCUGCACCUUUGUGUGGGAAGUAACCUUGUGCAGCGUGAACUCUGCGGGGAGCGAGGGCAGGGUGGAGGAAGACAGCCCGGUCGAGGCUCCGUGCCCUCACUUGGCUCCCCCCGGCAGUGCGGGAGAGGGGGUCACUCUCUAACUCCCAUCCCAGUGUUUCACAACAACUGUAAAUUGUGGAAUUUAUCAUCUGAGAGAUAGAUAGAUAGAUAGAUAGAUAGAUAGAGAGAGAGAGAGAGAGAGAGAGAGAGAGAGAGAGAGAGAGAGAGAGAGAGAGAGAGAGAGAGAGAGAGAGAGAGAGAGAAUUUUCUUUAUUGAGCUUCCUUCAGUAUCAGCUGGCGGUUUUCGCCGGAGCGCUGGGUAUCGUUUCAGCUGCACCAGACAGCUGCGUGUCAUGCUACUAAACAUAUGGGGGCUGACUGUCGAAGCCAUAUUUUCUUGUAUGUUUACUGCGGAGAUGUCUUUGCUUUACAGUGUGCAAUCAUGAUGCAUAUGAGGAGUGAGCAUACAAAGUGUUGAGGGGACGGAGCUCCCCGGGGCGCCAUACUUAUGGCACACAGUCUAUCAAUUUACAAUUUGUCCUUCUUUCCAUGUAAACCUUUCUUAUAAAUAUCAAGCCCCGGAAUAUGAAAUUUCGCAGUCACUUGAGCACUCAAGCACCGCCUUUCCCAGCUCACCUGCAGGAAAAUCAGUCGCUAUUUGGGUUAGUAGAGAAUUCAAGCGCCUUUCAUUAGUGAUCGAAGGCCAUCCACAAUAAACCAAUGUAAGAACACAACAGAUUCUCCCACAAGCGAAAUGUGACAUAAACAUGAUUAGUUUUAGAGAAAUCUUAACAAAACUGGUUUGACUUCAGUUUUGGUGAGACCUAAGGGGUUUUGUUCGCAGUGGUAUGCUCGCAAAACAAGGCACGCUAACCUGAGGAUUCCACCUCGCCACUUUAUGAGUUACUAGAGGCGAUAAAGGUAUAAAUGAGGCGCCAAGAGCCAGAGUAACGUAGGCGCCAGAAAUAGAAAACAGAGAAAAAAGCGAUCAGUUUUGCAACAUUCAGAAUGCAAUAUCUCCUCAAUUAUUUUAUUUUAUUUAUUUAUUUAUUAUUAUUUUUUUUUAUGUAGGAAGGACACUGGCCAAGGACAACAAAAAUCCAGUAAAAAAAUGCCCACUGAAAUGCCAGUCCUAUAAAAGGGUCAAAGCAGUAGUCAAAAAUUGAUGAAUAAGUGUCUUGAAACCUCCCUCUUGAAGGAAUUCAAGUCAUAGGAAGGUGGAAAUACAGAAGCAGGCAGGGAGUUCCAGAGAUUAUCAGAGAAAGGGAUGAAUGAAUGAGAAUACUGGUUAACUCUUGCGUUAGAGAGGUGGACAGAAUAGGGGUGAGAGAAAGAAGAAAGUCUUGUGCAGCGAGAUUGAGAUAGGAAGUAGGGCUUAGCUUAAAAAUGUUUGUUAUUGCAUGUGAUUUACAGCCUAUACCUGGACAUUUAGUGAAAUUAAAGCAUUUUGAAAGGC
Scylla paramamosain (green mud crab) is the source of this 3400-nucleotide messenger RNA. RefSeq lists its product as uncharacterized. Lineage: Eukaryota; Metazoa; Arthropoda; Malacostraca; Decapoda; Portunidae. Gene Ontology annotation, biological process: transmembrane transport. Gene Ontology annotation, cellular component: membrane. The record is from RefSeq and is a predicted model, not a curated record. Bases 510 to 2045 code for a protein of 511 amino acids. The transcript is spliced from 5 exons. Gene Ontology annotation, molecular function: transmembrane transporter activity.